AUGGCAGUCUGUGAUCUCCUGAAGGAGGCGCCCUUCUCCUCCUGUAACAGUGACAUUGACCCAGAGCCCUACAUAACCGCCUGCACCGACACUUUGUGCAAAUAUCCUGCAGUGGACGGACUCAACUGUCAGUUCCUGAAGGCCUACGCCAGAGCCUGCAGUCUACACAACCACGCUCUGGAUGGCUGGACAUCAAAGACCAGCUGCUCCUCUGAGGCCUUCUGUCAGGACAGGACCUGCAGUGAUCACGAGUUCUGUGGUGAGAAGACGGUCGGUGGUGACACUCGCUGCUUCUGUCGGGCCAUUUUUGCCUCCAAGUACCAAGAAAACAACUCUUUGGGUGAUCCAACGGUCUGCAUGCAGGACUCUGCUUCACUAACUCUGGUCGGUUGUCUCCUGGAGGACAAAGGCAUCGACUACUCUUCUAUGGGGCCCGGCCGAGCACAGUUCGAAAAAGGUCUGGAGAUCAACAGACAAAUUGAUGCUGCUGCAGUGAUGACGCUGUACCAGUCCAUCGUGGUGAAAAGAAAGCUGAGUGUAAAAGCGAAGCUCUCAAUUGCCCGAGGGCAAACAUCUAAACACGCAUUGAAGCACACAGAGAAACAUACAACCAUGAAGCAGAACGUGUCAAUGGACAGAGAGAAACAGAGGGCUUGA
This is a messenger RNA of Pundamilia nyererei, 657 nucleotides long. RefSeq lists its product as uncharacterized. The transcript is spliced from 5 exons. The record is from RefSeq and is a predicted model, not a curated record. NCBI's taxonomy places the organism in Eukaryota, Metazoa, Chordata, Actinopteri, Cichliformes, Cichlidae. The coding region runs from base 1 to 657 and encodes 218 amino acids.